CUUCGUCCUUCUUCACCAUCGCCACUCUGCUCCGUUCUACAUUUAGAAGAGACUGACCAAAAUCUCCCAUUAAUGGCGUUACUCCGAUCAAAACUCCAUCUUUCUCGAACCCUUUCCUUCAUCUCUCCUCUUCUACCCAAAACCUUCUCCACCUCGGCAACUUCUCUACUCAGUGACCAUGAAAACGACGAAUCCGCCGCCACCAUAACCGCCGCCGUCUCUGUCCCAAUCUCACCUCUGUUAACUCCGGAAGACACACAAACCGUAGAAAAGUUCCAUUCAAUCAUCAAAGACCACUAUCGCAAAAACCCUACAAGCCCCAACGACGCCAUCUUAAACCCUAGCUUAACUCUCCAUGCUCUCUCCCUCGAUUUCUCCCAAAUUGAAACUUCCCAAGUCUCUCCCUCCGUCGUCCGAUGCGUGAUAGAGAAGUGCGGCAGUGUCCGCCACGGAAUCCCUCUUCACCAAUCUCUAGCUUUCUUCAAUUGGGCAACUUCACGAGACGAUUACGACCACAAAUCACCUCAUCCUUACAACGAAAUGAUCGAUCUUUCAGGAAAGGUUAGACAAUUCGACUUAGCUUGGCAUUUGAUUGAUCUAAUGAAAUCCAGAAACGUAGAGAUUUCGAUUGAAACCUUCACGAUUUUGAUUAGACGUUAUGUUAGAGCUGGAUUAGCUUCAGAGGCUGUACAUUGCUUUAAUCGUAUGGAAGAUUACGGUUGCGUACCUGAUAAAAUCGCGUUUUCCAUAGUUAUUAGUAACCUUUCUAGGAAGAGGAGAGCUAGUGAAGCUCAGUCGUUUUUCGAUAGUUUGAAAGAUAGAUUCGAGCCUGAUGUUAUAGUUUACACCAAUUUGGUUCGUGGUUGGUGUAGAGCUGGUGAAAUCUCUGAGGCAGAGAAAGUGUUCAAGGAGAUGAAGUUGGCUGGGAUUGAACCUAAUGUGUAUACUUACAGUAUUGUGAUCGAUGCGUUGUGUAGAUGCGGGCAAAUCAGCCGUGCGCAUGAUGUGUUUGCGGAUAUGUUAGAUUCAGGUUGUGCGCCGAAUGCGAUUACUUUUAACAACUUGAUGAGGGUUCAUGUGAAAGCAGGAAGAACAGAGAAGGUUUUGCAGGUUUAUAACCAGAUGAAGAAGCUAGGAUGUGAGCCUGAUACUAUUACUUAUAACUUCCUUAUUGAGGCUCAUUGCAGAGACGAGAAUCUGGAAAACGCGGUCAAGGUUUUGAACACGAUGAUCAAGAAGAAGUGUGAAGUGAAUGCUUCGACUUUCAAUACGAUAUUUAGGUACAUUGAGAAGAAGAGAGACGUGAAUGGCGCUCAUAGGAUGUAUUCGAAGAUGAUGGAAGCGAAAUGUGAGCCGAAUACGGUGACUUAUAAUAUACUGAUGAGGAUGUUUGUCGGGUCAAAAUCUACUGAUAUGGUUCUGAAGAUGAAGAAAGAGAUGGAUGAUAAAGAAGUUGAGCCGAAUGUGAAUACUUAUAGGCUUUUGGUUACGAUGUUUUGUGGGAUGGGACAUUGGAAUAAUGCUUAUAAGUUGUUUAAAGAAAUGGUUGAAGAGAAGUGUUUGACACCGAGCUUGUCUUUAUAUGAGAUGGUUCUUGCUCAGUUAAGAAGAGCUGGGCAAUUGAAGAAGCAUGAAGAGCUGGUGGAGAAGAUGAUUCAGAAGGGACUCGUUGCUCGGCCAUUGUAGGAACCCUUCCAAGUAUCAAAGAAGAAGCUUUUUUUUCUCAGGAGUUUUUAAGGAUAUUUUCAAGCAAUUUUCUUGUAACUUUGUUUUGGUACAACAUUUGGUUAUCAAGAAGUAUUAUUGUACCAUGUACUCUUUUUUUAACUCUCAUUUUCUACUAUGUUUUACUUGCAUCAUGUGUAUUAUUUCAUAAAUAUUUAAAAAGAGGAGGAUAAAAUUUGGCU
Molecule: messenger RNA, 1907 nt
Organism: Arabidopsis thaliana (thale cress)
Lineage: Eukaryota; Viridiplantae; Streptophyta; Magnoliopsida; Brassicales; Brassicaceae
Product: Pentatricopeptide repeat (PPR) superfamily protein
Exons: 1
Coding region: 73-1686 (537 amino acids)
Cellular component (GO): mitochondrion
Source: RefSeq, marked reviewed